GCAGACAGCCAGUCAGACCAGCACUGUCCAAAACUUUCUGACUGUAAACUCUCAGAGAGUCACUGUGAAGUCGUGGCCUCAGCUCUGAAGUCCAACCCCUCCCAUCUGACAGAGGUGGACCUGAGUUACAAUGACCUGACGGAUUCAGGAGUGGAGACACUGUGUGCUGGCCUGGAGAGUCCAAACUGUAGACUGCAGACUCUGAGAUUGGAGGAAUGCAGUUUGUCAGAGAUCAGCUGUGCUUCUGUGGUCUCAGCUCUGAAGUCCAACCCCUCCCAUCUGACACAGCUGGACCUGAAUCUGAACGACCUGGAGGAUUCAGGAGUGAAGCUGUUGUGUGAUUUUCUGGAGAGUCCACACUGUAGACUGAAGACUCUGAGAUUGAGGAGCUGCAGGUUGUCAGAGCUCAGCUGUGCUUCUCUGGCCUCAUCUCUGAAGUCCAACCCCUCCCAUCUGACAGAGCUGGACCUGAGUGACAACAACCUGCAGGAUUCAGGAGUGAAGCUGCUGUGUGAUUUUCUGGAGAGUCCACACUGCAGACUGAAGACUCUGAGAUUGAGGGAGCUGCAGUUUGUCAGAGAUCAGCUGUGCUUCUCUGGCCUCAGCUCUGAAGUCCAACCCCUCCCAUCUGACAAAGCUGAACCUGAGAGGAAACAAGCGGCAGGAUUCAGGAGUGAAGUACUAUGUGAUUUCUGGAGAGUCCACACUGCAUUCUGCAGAGACUCUGGGUGGGAGUCGUGGUGA
This is a messenger RNA of Larimichthys crocea (large yellow croaker), 744 nucleotides long. RefSeq names its product ribonuclease inhibitor-like. The transcript has 6 exons. The annotation marks the transcript as partial. The record is from RefSeq and is a predicted model, not a curated record. Lineage: Eukaryota; Metazoa; Chordata; Actinopteri; Sciaenidae. Gene Ontology annotation, molecular function: protein binding.